Molecule: messenger RNA, 552 nt
Organism: Pelobates cultripes (western spadefoot toad)
Lineage: Eukaryota; Metazoa; Chordata; Amphibia; Anura; Pelobatidae
Source: the annotation of a GenBank genome assembly
AUGGGUAUGGAUCUAUUCAAUGAUGACCUGUCCAUGGGUAUGGAUCUUUUCAAUGAUGACCUGUCCAUGGGUAUGGAUCUUUUUGAUGAUGACCUGUCCAUGGGUAUGGAUCUUUUCAAUGAUGACCUGUCCAUGGGUAUGGAUCUUUUCGAUGAUGACCUGUCCAUGGGUAUGGAUCUUUUCGAUGAUGACCUGUCCAUGGGUAUGGAUCUUUUCAAUGAUGACCUGUCCAUGGGUAUGGAUCUAUUCAAUGAUGACCUGUCCAUGGGUAUGGAUCUUUUCAAUGAUGACCUGUCCAUGGGUAUGGAUCUUUUCAAUGAUGACCUGUCCAUGGGUAUGGAUCUUUUCAAUGAUGACCUGUCCAUGGGUAUGGAUCUUUUCAAUGAUGACCUGUCCAUGGGUAUGGAUCUUUUCGAUGAUGACCUGUCCAUGGGUAUGGAUCUUUUCGAUGAUGACCUGUCCAUGGGUAUGGAUCUUUUCAAUGAUGACCUAUCCAUGGGUAUGGAUCUUUUCAAUGAUGACCUGCCCAUGGGUAUGGAUCUUUUCACAUGA